GAUAACUUUAUUAUAAUGCUUUUAAUUUUAUUUUGGCAACUAGUUACAAAUCAGUGGUUCCUACCAGCUGUUAGAGGAGACAUCCCUCCAGGCUGUGCUGCCCAUGGAUUUGUCUGCGAUGGUACCAGAAUAUUAGUAUUUGGGGGAAUGGUUGAAUAUGGAAGAUACAGUAAUGAGUUAUAUGAGUUACAAGCAAGUCGUUGGUUAUGGAAAAAAGUGAAACCCCAUCCCCCUUCUUCUGGUUUACCUCCUUGUCCUAGGCUUGGACAUAGCUUUUCUUUAUAUGGUAACAAAUGCUAUUUGUUUGGUGGCCUGGCAAAUGAAAGUGAAGAUUCAAACAACAAUGUUCCCAGAUAUUUAAAUGAUUUUUAUGAGUUGGAGCUGCAGCAUGGUUCUGGUGUUGUGGGUUGGAGCAUUCCAGUGACUAAAGGGAUUGUGCCUUCUCCAAGAGAAUCCCACACAGCUGUUAUAUAUUGCAAAAAAGAUUCUGGGAGUCCUAAAAUGUAUGUCUUCGGUGGAAUGUGUGGUGCUCGCCUGGAUGACCUGUGGCAACUUGACUUAGAAACUAUGUCAUGGUCAAAACCAGAAACUAAAGGGACAGUGCCACUUCCACGAAGCCUUCACACAGCCAGCGUUAUAGGAAACAAGAUGUACAUUUUUGGUGGAUGGGUUCCACAUAAGGGGGAAAAUACUGAGACUUCACCUCAUGAUUGUGAAUGGAGAUGUACUAGUUCAUUUUCUUACCUAAAUCUGGAUACAGCAGAGUGGACCACCCUAGUAUCAGAUUCUCAGGAAGAUAAAAAAAAUUUAAGACCGAGACCAAGAGCCGGACACUGUGCUGUUGCAGUUGGCACUCGAUUGUAUUUUUGGAGUGGGAGAGAUGGCUACAAAAAAGCACUGAAUAGUCAAGUUUGCUGCAAGGAUCUUUGGUAUCUUGAUACUGAAAAACCACCAGCACCAUCACAAGUACAACUGAUCAAAGCCACUACCAACUCUUUUCAUGUCAAAUGGGAUGAAGUACCUACGGUUGAGGGUUAUCUUUUGCAGCUGAAUACAGACUUGCCGUACCAAGCUGUGUCAUCAGAUUCUUCAGCAGCACCAAAUAUGCAAGGAGUCAGGAUGGAUCCUCACAGACAAGGCAGUAAUAGCAUCGUUCCCAACAGCAUCAAUGAUACAACAAACAGUGCAAAAACUGAACAUAUAGCUGUGAAAGGAACUUCAGUGAAGAACAAACUGGAUCUCAAAGCAUCGACUGAUUCUAAUGCAGUUUUACAUUCGUGCUUGGCAACUAAUGUUUCUAAUCAUAAUAGUUGUGUGGUGGAUAUGCUAAGGAAAAUUGAAGGUCCUCACACUUCAGCAAAUAUAGGUGUUCUAAGUAGUUGCCUGGACUUAAGAACAGUAAUUCCUGAACCUUCUGUAUCCAGUACUGUUCCCAGCGCACAAACUAUGGUAACCCAGCAGACCAUUAAAACUGAAUCAUCCAGUACAAAUGGGGCAGUUGUUAAAGAUGAAACUUCACUAACAACAUUCAGUACCAAAUCUGAAGUUGAUGAUACGUGUGCACUCCCUGCAACCAAGAUCAGCCGUGUAGAGGCCCAUGCUGCAGCGAUGCCAUUUUCUAAAGAGACUCCUUCAAAUCCAGUGGCCACAAUGAAAGCAGGAGAACGACAGUGGUGUGAUGUAGGAAUUUUUAAAAAUAAUACAGCUUUGGUGAGCCAGUUUUAUUUGCUGCCAAAAGGGAAACAAAGCAUCUCAAAGAUAGGAAAUGCAGACGCACCUGACUACAGUUUACUUAAGAAACAAGAUCUUGUUCCAGGCACAGGAUACAGAUUCAGGGUUGCUGCUAUCAAUGGUUGUGGAAUAGGCCCUUUCAGCAAAAUCAGUGAAUUUAAAACUUGUAUUCCCGGUUUUCCUGGAGCUCCUUCUGCAGUCAGAAUUUCAAAGAAUGUCGAGGGUAUUCAUCUUUCCUGGGAACCUCCAACUUCACCUUCUGGAAAUAUUUUGGAAUACUCAGCCUACUUGGCGAUUCGCACAGCACAAAUACAAGAUAAUCCAAGUCAACUUGUAUUUAUGAGGAUUUAUUGUGGUCUUAAGACAUCCUGUAUAGUAACUGCGGGGCAACUUGCAAAUGCACAUAUUGAUUAUACAUCCAGACCUGCCAUUGUGUUCAGAAUAUCAGCAAAGAAUGAAAAGGGAUAUGGACCAGCUACACAAGUUCGAUGGCUUCAAGGUAACAAUAAAAAAGCACCUUUAAAUUGAUUUUUUUUUUACCGAAGCUAUUGUGAUUAUGAUUAUUUAUUAGUAACUGGUUAUGAAGAUUCAUCAUUUAAAAGAGUAUUGUUUGUAUUUCUAGCAGUCAUGAAUUUGAAUUUGUAAGUUCUUAAAAUGUAUUUGCUCAAUUCUAGAUCCAAAUAAAAAUAGAAAAGAAGCAAAAACUCUCUGAAACUUAGUAUAUGAAUUCUUCCUUAUAGUUCUUCUAUUAAGGAAAAUAGGAAAAUUAAGAUAAAAUGUAGAAGGCUUUAUUACCCCAGUAUCUUUUAUAAAGGCCAUGUAACUCAGUCAUCCUAGAGUUAUUAAGAUGAUUCUAGUAACUGGCUGCUGUACACUGUGCUGUCUAUAGUAAGUGUUCUCCACAUUGCAAAGGCCCUGGCUUUGAGUACUUACUCCCUCUACCUUUAUUCUGUGUGAGUAGUGGUCUUCUAACUACUAUCUUCCACUAGAUAAUAUUCGUGAUCCUAGUUUUAGCAGGCAUUUGAUUUCUUUGUUUACAAUUAGCACAGAGCUUAAGAAAUUAAAAAAGAACGAGGCAAGUUCAGAAACUCUGCUUUUGAAUUUUCAUUAUUUUCCAAGAAUCAUGGCAAAAUACAAAAAGAAUAAUGGAUUUCCUUGAUUCAUACCAGAGUGAUAUAUUGGAAUAUAUUUUUGGCCAAAGCACUUAACUUAUUUGGCCCUCAGUUUCCUCAUUAAUAGAUGAGGGAGUUAAAAGAUUUACCUUUAAGGUCCCUUUCAGCACUUAGAUUCUGUAUUUUCAUCAAAAGUGAAGUAUGUCCCUGAACAUUUCAACAUGUCUUAAUGGUCCUAACUUUGCUUUUGCUGAAAUUAAAGCAUUCAUUAUUUAACAUUCAAAAUUAAAAUGUAUGUCCCCCUUAAUGCAGAAAGAAAGAAGCACCUUAAAAGGACACAAAUUUUGAAAUAGUGUUUUAAACAUUUGUAAGAUUUUUGUAAAUGCUCUAAAUGUUUUAUUUUUGCAUUGUUUUUACCUCGAAAUUGUAUAAACUUUUUUACAACUAAAAUAUAAGCAUUAGAUAGCAUACUCAGGUUCCAUUACAACCUUAAAGAUGCAGAUAGGCUUUAUGGACACUCUGCUACAUGUAACCUGUUUUAAACCUUGUAGGAAUUUCAUGGUUCCACUGCCUAUUUAAAUCGGGAAUGGAUAUACAGAGCAAUAAUUGCAGAAAAGAUAUUUCAAACUAAGAGCUGCAGUAAAUGCAGGGGCACAGGUCUAUCUUUUUUAUACCUUGUAACCUUAUGCCAGUUUAGGUUGACUGAGUAGCUAUGUCCUCAAACUUCAUGUAUAAUACUCCCAGCAAAGAUGGAUUUAAUUGUUCAGAAUUGAUAUAUAUGUAUGUUCCAGUUACUAAUUUAAAGUGUAUAGAAUAUUUUAAUAUAUAAUUUUUGUAAAGAACUGGGAUUUUUAUACUACAGUAUUUGUAAUUAAUGUGUCUCACUAAUUAAUAUGCAAAUUGUUAGACACGUAAUGAGUGAUUUCCGAACUCUAAAGGUAAAAUAAAUGCACUACUAUGGUGUUGUUAGAAUACCUUUUUUUUGUGGCUGUAUGAAUCCUUAAUCUUUAAAUGUGUACUUUACAAACAAUGUUUACAAGGAGCUUCUCUGGUUUGUUAUCCCAGCACCUCCCUUGGUGAGAGCUUCAUUCUGCAUUUGUUUAACUCAUAUGCUUUGCUUUUGGCAUAUGCUUGCUUUUUGCACUAGUAGAAUUUUAACUUACCUCAUUAUUAUGUUUGUAAUCAUUUGUGUAGCUUCCAUAUGUCUGAUAUAGGCUAAAGUAAUACUUAACCAAAGUUAAAAUAAAUGGUAAGCAAUUUUGCACAUAUUAAAUGCUAGGGUUUGUUUUGUAUACGUGUGUGUUUAGUUAUAAAAAGUAAGAAUGGAAAGUUAUAGUAAGUAUAUGCUUCAAGCCCAAUUAUUUUAACGAUCAUUUGCUUUAUUAGAAAAACAUCUGGCUUUUAACAUCUUAUUCUCUGCAUUAAUGAGCAAUUUGUAUCUUAAAGCACUGCUCUUCAUGACAAGGAGUAAGUUGACUUUAAGCAAGGAAUAGAGUAUUUGUUUGAGCAUGCACAUUUAUACCUACUUAGUAUUUGAUUUAGUUUACUUUGCUUAAAUGCCUCUCCUGUUCUAGACCAGAUGGUGAAUAUGAACCUGUGGUUCUAACAUCUGUCUUGUUUUCUAGAGAGAAAGGCAGUCUUUCUCUACCAAGGGAUUUAUUAAAAUAACUAAUGUUUCUGCUUUGAGAAUUAGCCCAGAUUCUGUUAUCAUUUCUUGGCAUUUGUGCACUAAGUACUACUUACAUUUAUCUCUCUGAUAAGGGAUUGAUGACUAAAAGAUGCUAUUGAGAAAUCUCUGUGGCUUUGACAUUAAUAGUUAAUAAGAGAUCUUUGAGCUGUGAGUUCAUGACUAGAAUGGGUUGGGGUAAAUGAGAAGUGAAGUACAUUUGGCUCUUAAGAUUGGCACAUUUCUAAGUGAAGAUCCCUUCUGAGUAGUAGUGGGCUAUAUUUUGCAGAUAUCUUAAGAAGAUUUACACUGAGUUAAAUUACUUUCUUUACUCCUCUUAGCUGGAUAAGCAAUUCAGAUGUAGAAGUCUUUGUGCCACAGUCCUCUUCCUGGGCUCUGCAACUUUGGUUCACAUACGUAGCAGAAAGAUUUUGAUGUUGCAUGCUCUUAGAAUUGUUUUCCAAAGUAUCAUAUUGGCUUCAUUUUAGUUCAGGAAACUGUUUUGGCAAUUUAACUAGAGAUAGGGUAUUAUAAACUCAUUUUCAUAUGCAUUUUUUUAAAAAUGGAAAUACUCUGAUUACAUGUAUGAGCCCCCCUGCCCCAUAACCCAAUUACAUAAAUAUAGCCAUCUAUAAGAAGGGGAAAUUGCUGAUGCAUUAUUUCAAAGACUUGUAGACUAGCAAAGAUUGGCUCCGGUUAGAGAUAUGGUCUACUAUAACUGAAGAUAUUUUUAUUUUAAAAAAUUGCAGCACUUGUAGCAUAAAAUCAUUUGUAACAUUGAAUAUGAAAGAGAUUAUUAGCAUUUAAAAUUACGGCAGUCAUCUGGUCAUAAAUGAAGUAGGUUGCAAAACAGACUUGGUCUUUGACCAUUUAAGAUAUAACUGACAGUUGUGUUUUCCAAGACUGCUUUUAGGCAGUUUUAUGUAUUGUGUACCAAUGAUAUGUAAAAUAAAGCACCUUUUUCUGCUAUAACCAA
Messenger RNA from Pteropus alecto (black flying fox), 5485 nucleotides. RefSeq names its product host cell factor C2 (gene HCFC2). The record is from RefSeq and is a predicted model, not a curated record. Gene Ontology annotation, molecular function: protein binding; transcription coactivator activity. Lineage: Eukaryota; Metazoa; Chordata; Mammalia; Chiroptera; Pteropodidae. The coding region runs from base 16 to 2259 and encodes 747 amino acids. The transcript has 14 exons. Gene Ontology annotation, cellular component: histone methyltransferase complex. Gene Ontology annotation, biological process: chromatin remodeling; regulation of DNA-templated transcription.